Molecule: messenger RNA, 1572 nt
Organism: Pleurotus ostreatus (oyster mushroom)
Lineage: Eukaryota; Fungi; Basidiomycota; Agaricomycetes; Agaricales; Pleurotaceae
Product: G2/mitotic-specific cyclin
Exons: 5
Coding region: 1-1572 (523 amino acids)
Biological process (GO): G2/M transition of mitotic cell cycle; regulation of cyclin-dependent protein serine/threonine kinase activity
Cellular component (GO): cyclin-dependent protein kinase holoenzyme complex; centrosome; cytoplasm
Molecular function (GO): cyclin-dependent protein serine/threonine kinase regulator activity
Source: RefSeq, a predicted model, not a curated record
AUGAUCAUUAAAGUUGUUCUGGAAACAUACAAGGUCAUAUUAAAUGCUAACGAAAAUGCUAACGCGGGAACGAACGCUGUCGUCACUCGCUCCAAGGCUCAGGCAACAUCCAAGCCCUCUACUUCUACCAAUGCUGUUGCGGGAAAGUCCAGGGCCACAGCUCCCACAGCAGCAUCGAAAGCGAGAGUUGUCAAGAAGGAGAAUGCCCCCCAACCCGCCGUGAAACGCAAACGCGAGGCUCUGACUGAGGUUCCAAAGAAGAUUGAAGGAGUCAAGGGGAAAGGGAAGGCUGUAGAUGAUGCGACGACGAAGCCAACCACCAAAGUGCCAACCCGUCAGCCACUCUCGACAGUGGGGGGCAGCGCUAUACCUGUUCGGAGAGUGACUCGGAGCUCGGUGAAGGUGGCACAGCAGGUCAUUACGGAGGAGCCGAAACCCAGUACUUCCGUAGUCGACAGGCCAAGAUCCCCAGUGUUCACGCGUCCCAAACCUCCCUCGAAAUUGCCACCCGUUGUCGAAGUCGAGGACGUUGAAGAUGACCCAGAAAUUCAACGUGCGCACAAAAAGCUGCAUACGUCACCUCCGGAAAUGCUGGACAAUUCCACAAUCGAGGUCGAAGAUGUAGCUAACCUCCUCUCGGCGCCAUCGCAGCCUCAACUCUGGGACGACUUGGAUGAAGAAGAUCACGAUGACCCAGCGAUGGUUAGCGAAUACGUAAAUGACAUAUUUGCCUACCUUAAAGAAGUGGAACUGACCACUAUGCCGAACCCAAACUACAUGGACAUGCAACCUGAGCUAGACCAUGUGAAACGUGGAAUCUUGGUCGACUGGAUUAUCCAGGUUCACAAACACUUCAAGCUCCUCCCAGAAACCCUUUUCCUUUGCAUUAAUCUCAUGGAUCGCUUUCUCUCCGCACGCCCCGUUUCAGCCCCAAAGUUCCAGCUAGUUGGCCUCUCAGCAUUCUACGUCGCCUGCAAAUUCGAAGAAAUGAUGUCCCCCACCGUCGAAGAGAUGGUCUAUCUGUCUGGCGGCCAAUACACCACCGAUGAACUAUUCCGCGCAGAACGGUUCAUGCUCAAAACGCUCAACUGGAACCUCAGCUAUCCGAGUCCCAUGAACUUUCUGAGAAGGAUCAGUAAAGCCGAUGACUUGAACAUCGAAACACGAACAGUUGGAAAAUACUUAAUGGAGAUCGCCUGUGUCGAUUGGGUGUUGAUGGCUACGCCCCCGUCACUUCUUGCAGCCGCAGCUAUGUGGCUUGGACGCUUGGUCCUCGGUCGAGAGGAAUGGACUCAUAAUCUCAUUCAUUACUCAUCCUAUUCGGAAGAGGAGGUUAUUCCCAUCGCAAAUAUGAUGGUCAACUACGUCCUUAGCGAGCCUCCUCAUGUGAAUCUCUACGCCAAAUACGCCGCUAAACGGUAUAUGAAGGUUAGUGUCUAUGUCCGCCAAUGGGCGCUCAACCACUGGUCUGAAGGCGACGAAAUUAACCUGACCGACGACCUCUCCAUGCUCAAAAUCGAAGCAAGAGAACUACGACUCAAAGCUGAAGAAGAGGCCGAAAUUCCCGUUUGA